This is a messenger RNA of Chara braunii, 4957 nucleotides long. The record is from the annotation of a GenBank genome assembly. NCBI's taxonomy places the organism in Eukaryota, Viridiplantae, Streptophyta, Charophyceae, Charales, Characeae.
UGCAUUUGCUGAGCUUGGCGUAUAACUUUUGAGCUCUGAGGAUAGAGAGGACUUGAAGAAUGUGCUGAAGGAACAAACCAGGCGCUCAAGAAGGCGGUCAACUGGCGCACACUUUGCUGCACCAGGAUCAAAUUUGUUUGGACCAGUUGGAACACAUUUUAUACCAGGUCUUGUUGCUGGGAUCCUCCUCAAACUUGGUUGGGAUGUUCUUAACUCAAGCCAUUCCAAUGCCAUGGGAAUGGUGCCUCGGAAUAGAGGCUCAAGGGGCCCAGUGGGAGAGGCAGGUGGUGGGACGAGGAACGCAACAGCAACGUCCGUGCCGGAUGUUUCUGGAGGCGGCGGGGUGGAGAGGAAGAAGGCGGUCGAGACGCACGAUCCUCGCGUUCCAUCUGUAUAAGGUGGGCGGUCUGGAGGUCCUCAAUGGUGAAUUGGGAGGGGUCGAGAGAGGCAGUGUCGAAGUCGUCAUCGGAGGUGGGUUGAGUGGUGUCGUUAUGGAAAAAGAGGGGGCGGGAGGGAGCGGGCGCGGACUGGUGAUGGGGGUGGAGGAGUCGAUCGUGGUGAAGCAUGCGAGAGAGGAGGUCAGCAAGGGGCAUGUCGGGUUCGUGGGCGAGGGCAGUUGCAAGAUCUUUGUGGCAUACUCGCUUGAUGCAGGAGAUGAACGCAAAGUCGGGAAUGACGGUGGUGGGGAGGUGAUGCGGAGGGAGCGGAUGUAUUGGACGAAGCGUGAGAAGUUUGGCCCAUUUGAGGAAGGAGUGACGUGGUCCUCCGGAGGCUCGGCAGUUGCUGACUUCAGCCAUCCACCAUUUGGCGGCAUUGCCGAGGAGGCGGGAGGUGGCAAUGGGGAGCCAAUGGGCAAGGGGCAUGUGGUGGAGGUGAAAAGAGUUCUGGAGUUAGGCGGUGUGCUGGAUGCGCCGGAUGAGGGAGGAGGUGGGGGGAACGAAACGAUGGUGGAGGUUGAAGGGUUGGUGAAUGUGGUGGUAGAGGUGGUAGGAGUGGAGGAGGUCGGCGGGGGGGUGUUGCUGGAGGCGGCUGUGGAGGAGGGAGUGGUUUGCGCUGUGGAGGAGGGAGGUGCGGCCGUGGUGACGACCGUGAUGGAGGGGUUGUUCCUUUCGAGCGUGAUGACGCGGUCGGAUAUGGAUGACACAGUGGCCUUUAUGUCGUUGAGAGAGGCGGUGAUGGAGGUUUGGAGGGUGUUGAGAGUGUGGAGGAUGGCGGAGAGGUCGGGGGUGGCGGUGUUUGCUGGUGGUUGUUCGCCUGCGAGGUUGCGGGCGAUGCUAUCGACCGAGUCGGUGCGGAUGCCAGACAUGUUGAUGGAGGACGCGGUCAUGUCGGUGGAAGAGGGGGUGGAGGACGCAGCCAGAACGGAUGUGGAGGAUGCCGCAGCAGCGAUGGCUGAGGCGACGGCUGCGGAUGAGGUGGAGGCAGGCACGGCGGCAGCGGCGGCGGCGGCGGCGGCUGCGCGUUGGGAGGGUUUGAUGGAGCCAUUGGUUGACGGGCAGGGAUGCGUGGGCUACGAGCCACUGCAUGCUUUGGAUCCUAACCGGUCUGAUGGACAGGUACCUCGUCUAGGGGAUGGAAACGGGGUCACUACGACUGGGGCAAAGCGACAUUGGAAGGUCACUGUUGUGGCCAUGUUGGCCAGAGGCUGUGACGGCGGGGCGAGGCAACCUCAGGACACGAAGGAGCUGCGAGCCUUGCCGAGUAAUGCACCAAUACUGCAGCCCAGGCUGGAGUCCGAGCAGUCACGGAGGAUCCCUGAAAUGCAGAAUGCAGAGCAGCAAAAUGAGGAAGAGCCGCUGCUCUCACAGUGUGUGCUCUUGGAACCGAUUCUGCAGCUGUUAGACAUUCUCUCUCUUGGAAUCUGCCCUCAUCAUAUACGCACAGUACCGAUAGGUGUCACAACCAACAUGGCUUCCACACGCUUUGAACACAGAGAAGAGGAGGCAUUGAUGUAUGUACCCAGGGAAGAGCAGGAGGCGGCCAUGAAAGAGUGGGAUGCAGAGGAAGAUCCACUCAAGCGGCAGGCAAUCGAAGAUGAGAAGAGGAUGGAGUGGAAGUUGCGGCUGAUGAGGGAAAGGAAAAGAAGAGUGGACAUAGUGAGUCAGGCGGAAAGGGAAUUGGAAGAAGUUAUGAAACAGAGAGCGCAGAUGGAGGCGCAAGCGGAUCUAUUGGGAAAGGUGCAGGUCAUGGCAAGGAACAUAGAGCGCCUGGCACAGGUGGGAUCAGAGGUGAAGGCCCGCUUAGAGAGCACAGAGCAUUAUUGCACCGGCGCCAUAGAGGGCGCCAGGCUGGCGGCACCCAAGGAGGAAGAAGCACGUCCUCGUAGGGAGCCUGUCAAAGUGAAAUUUCCCGACUCCUAUAGUGGAAAGGAGGAGGAGAACUUUGACAACUGGGAAGCGAAUAUUAAGACGUAUGUGCACUUACAGAAAGUCGCCCCAGAUGAACACAUCCUGAUAGUUAUCCACGCUCUUAGGGAGGAAGCAGCAAGCUUCGCCCAUUCCCUGUGUCGCGCCGCUAAUUGCAACGAUGACUUAGUUGCAUAUUCGGCAUUUACCCCUCUCAACGAUUUCAUUAAGUUGUUGAGAGAACGGUUUGCAGACGUUACCUGUAGUGUCAAGGCUUCAGAUAAACUGCAAACCAUCCAUUCUCGCCAGUGGAGGAGUGCCAGGGCACUCAAAGGUAUCAUGGACCAGUUGGUCAACCUCUUCUAUCGUGCCAUGCCCGAACAACUACGCGGGCAUUUCUUUGAAAAAAGUCAGCAGCCUACCAUGACCUAUGAUGCUUUGAGCAGGGAAGUGGUAGCAUUCGAAGCGCGGUCCAUGUCAGUCUCCACUUUCUGGCACAAGGACCUGGAUAAGGGCAAAAAGUGGAAAGGCCGUACCAUCUCGGGUCAGGUCAAGACAAAGGAUCGCCUGAUCCUUACACUAGAUGAGGGUGGUAUGGAUGAAGUCCCCUAUGAUCAGAGAGAGUGGGGACUAGUAGAGGAAGUGGACAGUAGCGCUAGCCAGGGGAGGACUUACGCUGCUGUCGCGGCCGGAGGGAGGCCGCAAGGAGGAGGUAGAGGCCAGGGCCAAGGGGGUCGGGCCUCGGAUGGUCGUUCCCAAGGCGAUCAGGGGGUUGGCGGCAGGGGAAACUGCCAAGCGGGAGAUAGGGGUCAAGGUCCCCCGCAAAACCGUUCUAGAAAUAGGUCACCAAAUAGGGGUUUUGGUUGUAAGGGCAGACCUCAAAAUGACUGGAGGGAAGAUUGCAGCUCAGUGUGCACAUGCUGCUUUGGGUGCUUACAACGAACUUCUUCCUCGCGUGUCGUGCUGAAGAGGUGGGAGGCAUGUGGACAACCGAAAAUCGUUGUGACCUGCAAGAACCAGCAGGAAAUGAAUGAGUUGAAGCACAGCGCACAGAGGGCGGGGCUUCCUACGUUCAUAGUGUCAGAUGCGGGAAAAACACAGGUUGCUGCUGGAUCAAAAACUGUUCUUGCUGUUGGACCAGGUCCAAAGAGCACAGUGGACAGCGUUACUCGACACCUUCGUCUGCUGCACUGAGAGGAGGUUUUUGUGCAUUUUGUGGAUAAGGCUCAUAAGGCUCAUAAUGAGUACAGUACCACGGUAUUAUUGUACCUCUCACUCUGUCUCUCACACACAUGUACACACAACACACCCCGAUAGACAAACAUAGACAAACACAUCUGCACACAGAUCAAAUAUGGUCUGCCAACCAUAGAUCCCUAGUUGUCGGCGACUCCCAACUGAAAAAUUGAGUGAUUCCACAAAACAACAUCAACCAAAAUAUCUAUUGUACAGGCACAGUACACCAUUGCACAUCCCCUUCCUUUUUAGACCCAAGACAAUCUCAAACAGAGUUUAGAUAGCUUUGGGCUUCGUGUGUCUUCAGAAAAAGGGUGCGUUUUUUUUGGACCAUGUGGAAAAAAUUGUUUUCUCGCAAGAGUCAAGAGAAGCAUGAGGCUUCUGGAGCUGUCCACAGGGGCAGGGUGUCUUUUUACUUGUCCAUUUCAAGCGGGUAGGCGAUGGGUCGGUCUCAGUCCGCUUGUCUUUCUUUUUUUUCGGAGUCGUUUGCGGCAUCGACGCAGAUUCUUUUCCAGAUAAGACAGCAUACAUCGUAGGUGGUCAUGGUCUGACCACUGAUUUUAAAAUUUUCAUUUGGGCUUGCUGUUGCACUUUUCCUUCUUGGCAUUGCAUCAAAGCUUGAUAGCUUCUGCCUUCGACUCGACCCCGUUGGUUUGGGGCGUCCAAGGCUGGCAAGCAAUCGCUGUUGAUCGCAGGAUAUGCCGAAUCUAUUGUUGUUGUUGUCGUCGUUGGCACGGAAUCCAGCAAAAAGACAACCAGUGCCAACUUUGAACAUGUCUGAAGUCACACCGGCGAGACUGCUGAUGCUGUGGACGACAUGGCCCAGCCCUUCUUUGUAUCUUUUAGGUAGAGUUAUCGCAGGUUAGAAAUCACACAGAGGUCAGUGUUUCGACCCCUUUUUUUUGGCUUUUUUAAUGGUUCGAUGAUUCGGGCCGCUUGAUGUUGAUGUUGAGGGCAGAGGAAUUUUUGUCCUGUUGCUGUUGCUGUUUCUGUUGCUGUCGUGUGUUUUCCACGACAAGAAAACUACCUUGGACUACUCCCCGAUGGUUUGGGGCAUCCAUCCAGAGCUCACAGCCGCUGUUCAAUGCGCUCGCUGGCUCGCAGCGGAAGCCGGCGGGGCUGCCGCUGAAGUGCCUUCCUUGCAAGAAAAUAUUGCAAUUCGGUUUUGUCGCUCUCAUUAUUGUCGUUGUUGGUAGAGUCACACAAAAAACUUCCUUUCACUUAUCCCACAUGAAACAGCCGUGCCGUGACAUGGACGAGAUGAUGUCACAGGACUUCGUGGACCCGUCUUUUUUUCCACCUUGUUUCAGACCAGACGAGGGACCACACACAUGUCAUGGUUUCCUGUCUGCCGAUUAUGAGAUGAGAAUUUUCUC